This is a messenger RNA of Lentinula edodes (shiitake mushroom), 636 nucleotides long. RefSeq lists its product as uncharacterized. Gene Ontology annotation, biological process: regulation of DNA-templated transcription. The transcript is spliced from 2 exons. Bases 1 to 636 code for a protein of 211 amino acids. NCBI's taxonomy places the organism in Eukaryota, Fungi, Basidiomycota, Agaricomycetes, Agaricales, Omphalotaceae. Gene Ontology annotation, molecular function: DNA-binding transcription factor activity. The record is from RefSeq and is a predicted model, not a curated record.
AUGACUCGCGGUCGCAAAAAAGAUCUUUCGAUCCCUCCUACUCGUGCCCUCACUCAGCAACGCGAUUACCGUGCCAGGAAAGCGCAUUAUCUUACAGAACUCGAGGAGCGCUGUCGUCGUGCGGAGGAGGAAAAUGAACAAUUGAAGCAAGAGAUACAGGCCCUUAGAGCCGGCUUACCUAUUACCCCUUCGCCACUGGAUCCUCAACUACUCGCUGCUUCAUCGGAACUGAUGAAGGAUUUAUCUGCUGCAUCCGAUGCUCUGGAAACUUUCCAACAAUUGGCUUAUCCUAACACGCGCAUAAUGCAAACACGAUUGACACCCCGCGCUUCUCCUUCCCCAUCUAUGUCGAGCUGGAGUUCCCACUCGGUGCCACAUGAAGGCUCUCGGCUAAGACCUGCGUUCUUCCCGUCCCCAGCCUCUUCGGAAGCAUCCUUACCCCCUCAUGAUAUAUUGAUGGGACCAGAAAAGUGCGAUAUCUGGUUAGAAGAGUCAAAUAGGCCUGCCCCAGAAUCGCAUUCCCUUCGCAAAAUACUUUGUCUUCCGGACGUUACAUCGCACCCGACCACAUUACCGACGGACAGCAGCACUGCGGCUCAUCAUACGAUGGUUCCAUCGGAAAUGCUUCAGCCAUGA